CAAAAGGACCCAUCAUCAUCAACAGGGAGCCAACGCCGGGCCCUGGCCUCUCCUGAAGUGGCGAUAACUUCAGAGAGAAAUCAUCCGGAUCCUUCCAAGUUGAACUACGGAUGUCGGAGGGGGGCCAGAAAUAAAACAUGGCGUUUUCCUUCUCCUUCGCAGGUGACGACAUAGAGGAGGAGGAUCCUCGGCUCGAGGCCCCGGCACCUCCACCACCGCCGCCGGCGAGCGCCCCGUCGGUGGCUUCGCCGUCGACUGCCGGGGCGUUUCCCGUUCAGGGCAAGCCGCUGCUCCCGCCGACGCGGCACGGCCUCGAAGAUCUGCUGUCCGGGUUGCCGUCCAAGAUCGCCUUCAGCCUGCUGGACGUCCCGCUCGCCGACGGCCGCGUCCUCCGGCUGCCCCGGCGCGAGCUGUGGGACGUGCGCGUCCAGCUGAUGGCCGAGGACGACGCCGACAACCCCUCCGCAUCGGACGCCGCCGGCCUUGGGGAGCACGACGUCAAAACGGGCAUCUACGAGGGCGGCUUCAAGAGCUGGGAGAGCAGCAUCGAUCUGGUCAAGGUGCUCGCCGCCGAGAGGGUGGCUGACAUCUUGACACAAGAGCCGUGCGUCUUGAUCGAGCUUGGCUGCGGCACAGCGUUGCCAUCUCUCGCCCUCUUCCAGUGGGCGUUGACUGAAAGGAAGAGCGAUCAGAAGCAGCCCGUGGUACUCUCACUCGCUGACUACAACCCUACCGUCCUCUAUCUCGUGACGUUACCUAAUCUGGUCCUCACUUGGGCGCUGCAGCAGAGGAAAGAGGAUGCCGUCGUCGAGGCGGCCUUCACUCCGGAUGACGAACUGGAGCUGACGCCAGAAGUGCUGGACGCCUUCAGGCAGUCUCUGUCCUCCAACCGGAUCAGCCUCUCUUUCCUGUCCGGAGCUUGGUCCCCAGAGUUUGUCCAUCUCCUGUACGGCGCCGGCAUCUCCGCCGGCGGGCUCCCAGAGACCGCCAGGACGCUCCUGCUGGGUUCGGAGACCAUCUACUCUCCGUUCGCGCUCGAGAGCUUCGCCGGCACUCUUCUCUCCAUCCUCCAGCGCGAGCGCUCCCACCGCCCUGCCGGCCAUGCGCGGGCUCUGGUCGCCGCCAAGAGGCUGUACUUUGGCGUCGGCGGCUCGCUGGACGACUUCGUCGACAAGAUGCGCGGGCUCGGAGCCUCCGUCCGGACCCUAUUCCAAGAGACCAAAGGCGUCCACCGGGGUGUUGUCGAAUGCCUGCUCCCUUGAUACAUGU
Messenger RNA from Thermothelomyces thermophilus ATCC 42464, 1269 nucleotides. RefSeq lists its product as uncharacterized. The transcript is spliced from 2 exons. The record is from RefSeq and is a predicted model, not a curated record. Gene Ontology annotation, biological process: peptidyl-histidine methylation, to form tele-methylhistidine. Gene Ontology annotation, molecular function: protein-L-histidine N-tele-methyltransferase activity. NCBI's taxonomy places the organism in Eukaryota, Fungi, Ascomycota, Sordariomycetes, Sordariales, Chaetomiaceae. The coding region runs from base 138 to 1262 and encodes 374 amino acids.